UCGGGCCCCGGACCUUGUUUCCGGUUAGUCCAUCAAGCUGCAAUAUCCAAGCCUUGACAUUGCGAAGAUGGAGGCUGUUAUGGCUUAGACCGGGAUACAUAGAAAGCACAAACUGCGAGUUUCAGAACUUUGUUAUGACAGCAUUUCCAGUUGGUCAAGCAGGUGGAGGCAGGAGGUGUGAGUAGAGUGCAGCAGACAUCAGCAGAAUGUACUCCGAGUGGCGCUCGCUGCAGCUGGUGGUGCAGAGUGACCAGGGCCACCUCAGCGUUCUGCACACCUAUCCCACCACUGUGGGCACAGAGGUGGCAAAUGCUGUGGUCAAGCCUCUGGGCACAGCUGUGAGCCCCGUCGCCACAGAGAGCAUCCUCAAGACAGACAAAGAGGUGAAGUGGACCAUGGAAGUGCUGUGUUAUGGCCUGACCCUCCCCCUGGAGGGGGACACUGUCAAGCUGUGUGUGGACGUUUACACAGACUGGAUGAUGGCCCUGGUGUCACCCAGAGACUCAAUGCCACAGCCUGUGGUAAAGGAGCCCAAUAUGUAUGUCCAGACCAUUCUCAAACAUCUCUACAAUGUCUUCGUGCCAAGGCCUGAGCAUCAUAGUCUGAACCACAUCAGGCUGUGCCAGCAGGUUCUGACUGCAGUCCAGAAGCUGGCACGAGAGUCGGUUUCCAUGGUGAGAGAAACCUGGGAGGUGCUCCUGCUCUUCCUUCUUCGCAUCAAUGACACACUACUUGCACCACCCACAGUUGGAGUCGGGGUAGCAGAGAAACUGGCAGAGAAAUUGAUGGCAGUGCUGUUUGAGGUGUGGCUCCUGGCAUGCGCUCGCUGCUUUCCCACACCGCCUUACUGGAAGACUGCAAGAGAAAUGCUGGCCAACUGGAGACAUCACCCUCCUGUGGUAGAACAGUGGAGCAGGGUGGCCUGUGCUCUGACCUCUAGACUUCUGCGUUUUACCCAUGGACCAUCAUUCCCAACUUUCAAAGUUCCUGAUGAGGAUGCCAGUUUGAUUCCUUUAGAGAUGGACAAUGACUGCGUGGCACAGACAUGGUACCGCUUUCUCCACAUGCUCAGCAACCCAGUAGACCUGAGCAACCCUGCAAUAGUGAGCACCACUCCAAAGUUCCAGGAACAGUUUCUCAACUCGAGUGGUAUCCCCCAUGAGGUGGUUCUGCAUCCGUGUUUGAAACAGCUUCCCCAGAUCUUCUUCAGGGCCAUGAGGGGAGUCAGCUGCCUAGUAGAUGCCUUCUUAGGUAUAUCACGUCCCAGGGCUGACAGUGCUCCGCCCACCCCGGUCAACAGAAUGAGCAUGUCCCCGCCCCCCUCCAUCACCAACACCACGCCCCCUCACAGCCGCAAGCAACGGCAUACAGCGGUCACAAAAACUGCAAGCAAGAGUUCAGCUAGCAGUGGUAGUCAAUCAACCAAAGCAUCCCAGCAGCAACAGCAGCAGCAAACGUCGUCCUCCCCGACCUUACUUUCCAGUCCCAACCAGAGCAGUUGGGAGUCUCGGCCCCUGCCAGCCCCGGCUCGGCCAAAGGUCAACAGCAUCCUCAACCUGUUUGGCCAGUGGCUUUUCGAUGCUGCCCUGGUCCACUGUAAGCUCCACAGCGGCCUCAGCCGGGACCCCAGCAUGACUGCCUCUUUUAUCCAAAUUCUCCUUUCUUAUAAAUCUUCGAUAGCCACUCAAGUGGGCCUGGAGCUGAGAAGGAAGGGAUCCCAAAUGUCCACUGACUCCAUGGUUUCCAACCCAAUGUUUGAUGCCAACGAGUUCCCAGAGAGCUAUGAGGCAGGUCGAGCUGAGGCCUGUGGGACUCUCUGUCGCAUCUUCUGUAGCAAGAAAACUGGAGAGGAGAUUCUGCCUGUUUACCUGUCCAGGUUCUACAUGGUCCUGAUUCAGGGUCUCCAGAUUUCCGAUUUCAUCUGUAGACCAGUUCUAGCUUCUAUCAUUCUCAACUCUUCCUCUCUCUUCUGCACUGAUCUGAAGGGCAUCAAUGUGGUGGUGCCCUACUUCAUAGCUGCACUGGAGACUAUUGUGCCAGACAGAGAGCUGUCCAAAUUCAAGAUGUAUGUAAAUCCUACUGACCUGAGGAGAGCCUCGAUCAACAUCCUGCUUGCCAUGCUGCCACUGCCGCAUCACUUUGGCAACAUCAAAUCAGAGGUUCUGUUGGAGGGGAAGUUCAAUGAGGAGGAUGGAUGGCCUCAUGACCAGCCAGUGUCUUUUCUAUCGCUGAGACUACGUCUUGUCAAUGUCCUGAUCGGAGCACUGCAGACUGAGACUGACCCCACAAACACACAGCUCAUCCUGGGUGCAAUGCUGAAUAUUGUUCAAGACUCAGCAUUAUUAGAGUCCAUAGGUGCACAGACUGAAACAGGGAGUAUAGAUGGAAGCCACAUGACGGUGAAGAGUCAGAGUCACAGCCGUACAAACAGUGGCAUCAGCUUCACCAGUGGGGGCAGCAUGGAGGCCACCAGCCCAGACUCUGAGCGUCCUGCACAAGCACUGCUCCGAGACUAUGCUCUUGCAGAUACAGCGGCAGGCCUGCUGGUGCGCAGCAUCCACCUGGUCACUCAGAGGCUCAACUCCCAGUGGAGACAAGACAUGAGCAUUUCACUCGCUGCACUGGAGCUGCUGGCUGGGCUUGCUAAGGUGAAAGUCGGAGUUGACUCUGCAGACCGUAAACGUGCUGUCAGCUCUAUAUGUGGCUACAUUGUGUACCAGUGUAGCCGUCCUGCUCCUCUUCAAUCAAGAGAUCUUCACUCCAUGAUUGUAGCUGCCUUCCAGUUCCUCUGUGUGUGGCUCACAGAGCACCCUGACAUGUUGGAUGAGAAGGAUUGUCUGGUAGAGGUGUUGGAAAUUGUGGAACUGGGAAUCUCUGGCAGUAAGUCCCGGCAGGAACAGGAAGUUCGACAUAAAGGGGAGAAAGAGCACAACCCUGCUUCAAUGAGAGUGAAGGAUGCUGCGGAGGCGACUUUAUCUUGUAUCAUGCAGGUGCUGGGGGCUUUCCCUUCUCCCAGCGGACCUGCCUCCACCUGCAGCCUGUUGAAUGAAGACACCCUGAUUCGCUAUGCCAGACUGAGUGCCACAGGAGCCAGUAACUUCCGCUACUUUGUCCUGGACAACUCUGUCAUCCUUGCAAUGCUGGAGCAACCUCUUGGCAACGAGCAGAACCCCAGUCCAUCGGUGACAGUGUUGAUCCGAGGGACAGCUGGCAGACAUGCCUGGACCAUGCAGCUCUUCCAUCAACCAAGAGGUGCUCGGGCCAAUCAGAGGCAGGUGUUUGUUCCCGAGGGCCGUCCAACACCCAACAAUGAUGUGGGGAUCAAGUACAACGUCAAGCAGAGGCCCUUUCCUGAAGAGGUGGAUAAGAUCCCUCUGGUCAAAGCUGAUGUUAGCAUUCCUGACCUGGAUGACAUUGUCAGUAAGGAGCUGGAAGUUCAGCACGACAAGCUUCGUAUGCUAAUGACCAAACAGACAGAUUAUGAGAAUACCUUGGAGCGACUCAGUGAGGAGAUCUGGAAGUCCAAACCUUACCCCGACCCACAGACAGACUGCAAACCUCCUCCUCCCUCGCAGGAGUUCCAGACAGCUCGCCUCUUCCUCUCCCAUUUUGGCUUUCUAUCCCUGGAGGCACUUAAGGAACCCAGCAACAGUCGUCUACCUCCUCAUCUGAUUGGCCUGGAGUCGUCCUUGCCAGGAUUUUUUGAUGACAUUAGCUACCUGGACCUGCUUCCCUGCCGACCCUUCGACACUGUCUUUAUUUUCUAUGUGAGAGCUGGACAGAAAAGCGGCCCUGAGAUACUGAGGAAUGUGGAGUCAUCGAGCAGCGUCCAGCCCCACUUUUUGGAGUUCCUGUUUUCUCUAGGCUGGCCUGUGGACGUAGGACGCCACCCAGGGUGGACUGGACACCUAGACACUAGCUGGUCCCUGAAUUCCUGCUCUGACAGCAAUGAUAUACAACAAACAGAGGAGGCAGCAACUCCGGAGGACACAGGAGGUUCAGUGUUCAACGGAGAGAAGAAAGUUUUGUACUAUGCUGACGCUUUGACAGAGAUUGCCUUCGUUGUUCCAUCUCUAACAGAAAGUUCUGAGGAGUCAUCAGUGCACAGUGACUCCACAGUGGAGGCGGACACCAACCCAGACCUCAUGCCUGGUAUACUCAAACAACCCAAUCUGACACUGGAGCUGUUCCCCAACCAUUCUGAAAACCUGGAGUCUGCCAAAAAGCUGAGUCCUUUGGUGAAGACAAAAAGAUCAUCAACUGGAAAGUCUUUCCCCCAGCUGGGGCCUGAGACGAAGGUGUUCGUGGUGUGGUUGGAGCGCUUUGAUGAUAUUGAAAACUUCCCGUUGACUGAUCUCUUGGCGGAAACCAGCACAGGCCUGGAAGCCAGCAUGAGCAACAGCACUUCCUGCAGGUCAGGGUUACUAGAAAAGGACGUUCCUCUGAUCUUCAUCCACCCUUUGAAGACGGGACUCUUCAGGAUUCGACUGCAUGGAGCCGUGGGCAAAUUCGGCAUGGUGAUUCCUCUGGUGGAUGGUAUGGUCGUCAGCCGCAGAGCUCUAGGUUUUCUUGUGCGUCAAACGGUCAUCAACGUGUGCCGACGGAAGCGCCUUGAAAGUGACUUGUACAACCCACCUCAUGUGAGGCGGAAGCAGAAAAUAACUGAGAUUGUCCAGCGCUAUCGCAACAAGCAGCUGGAGCCGGAGUUUUACACCUCGCUCUUCCACGAGGUGGGCGAAGGAAAGCCUCACCUCUAAUUCCCCUGUCCUGUCCUAACACUGGCUCGCAAGCGCACACAACACACACACACACACACACACACACACACACACACACACACACACACACACACACACACACACACACACACACACACACACACACACACACACAGAAUCUUUAUAUUUAUACUGUACUAUUUUGUUAUUUAUAUGAAUACAUAUAUCAACACUGUUUGCCUUUGACUCCAAGAUCAAAGUGUCAAAAACCAUGCCAAGGUGGAAAAAAAACCUACAUGUCUGUGUUGCAGCCGCUCACUGAAGAUCUAAACGGCUGAAGUUCAACAGUGACCGUCUCUCCUCGUUUAGGUUCAUGCUUCGCGGCAAAAGAAUUUCUGCUUGUCUUUAACUGCAAUACAAUAAUUACACUGUUGGCCUUUCUGAACUUGUAAAAAGUUUGUCCUUUUAAAUCUUGUGAUAUGAAUGAAUUUCAAGAGGUUUGGUAAUACAGAAUUGUGUCCAAAAAUCCAGAUCUGCAUAUCUGUUUUUGUUUCAAACAGAUUUAUGGUUGGAUUCUUGCCAAGGAGAUAAACAUGUAAGCAUCAUUAAAAUGUUUUUUUUGUUUUGUUAUAUACACAGCUUCAAAGCAGGUGGCUUCAAGAAAACAAAGAAAUUGUUAGCUCUUAAUCAAAUUGUCAUCUACAUCCAGACACCUGCUAGAGUCUUCCUAGUGCAAACACACAUUUGGCCACUGCAGCAGCUGACUGAGCACACAGAUAUUGUUUUUUCUGGUUGUUCCCGCAUGAUUUGUCAGACUAACAUUGUUUUACUGGAUGUGGAUCUCAUUUUUGACACCUGUGUUGUGUCUAUGUGUGUGUGUGUCUAUGUGUGACAUAUUUGCUUCUUCAGCCAGUCAACUGACACUACAAGGAGUCAGGGACCCCUGCAAACCUGAUACGUGGCAUUGAAAGAGGAAUUCUUUCACUUCAAACAAAUGAGAAUCUCAAGAUAAUACCGUUUUCACAUUUGCAGAAUCUCUCAACCAAGACAUGACCUUAGAAUGAGUUUACUCUUUAAUGCUGGAUAACACCUGAGUUUACUGAUAGUGAGAGCAGUUACAGAGCUCCUUCUGGACUUGAUGUUUGCAGGGCUCAUUUGAAAUGACCACAAAGACUUUGUUAGGUUUGAAGCCAAUACCAAACACUACCACAGCACAGUUUUUAAGUGUCUUGCUUCUCCAAACAAAAUCUAGACGAUGGAUUCAAAGGCCAAAACACUCAAUGUAGCGAACAGCAUUAUAUCAGUUUCACUCUGGCAGAUCAAAGCGGCCAUUUUUUUUUACCCAAGAAGAGAAGAUGUGCCGUUUUUGUCUUCACAAUUGCUUUACUAACAUUUUGUCUUUUUUUUUUAUUAUUAUUUUGCUUAAAAAUGACUUUCACCAUUGUUUACUCACUGUACUUCGGUUUUGAUUCAAGCCCUCUCAUUGUCUGCCUGUAACAAUGUGAAUUUAUUUAUCACAGAAAUGGAACAGGGCAAACACCUCUAGUUUCUUGGUUAUAUCGGAAAGUCUUAAUGCACUGAGCACAUUUUUUUUUGGUUUCUAUUCUCUUUUGGUUAACUUACAUGUCUUUUUGUACUUUUGUGCAUUUUGGAGGAAAACCCCUGCUGAAGGAAGAGUUUUAUCUUGUGAUAUAUGAAUGAAGAAGAGGCGUCGUGGAAUUUUUAACCUAUCGCGUCUAAUUGUGACUCACUUUUUAUGACAGUGCUGGAUGCACAUGCCUUUUUUUGGAAGGAAAGUACAUUAAAUAUGCUUCAAAGAAACUGCAUACGUUCAGUCACACGUUGUAUCCUGUUACUCCUCUGAUGUUUGAUCGUAUUUAAGGAUUUGCCAUGUACAGAAGCGGAGGAUAAUAUGUAAAUAUAUGAUAGUGUAAGGCAUUUACAAGUUGUCUGUUGCAUUCCUCAUCUGAGACAGCAGAAAAGUUAUGUAUGUAUGCAAUUAUGUGUGGGAGGAACGCAAUGGGUAUUGAAUGUAACAUGCAUCAAUUAAAACUAUUAUUGACAUUUUAA
Acanthochromis polyacanthus (spiny chromis) is the source of this 6788-nucleotide messenger RNA. Its product is annotated as Ral GTPase activating protein non-catalytic subunit beta. The record is from RefSeq and is a predicted model, not a curated record. Gene Ontology annotation, molecular function: GTPase activator activity. NCBI's taxonomy places the organism in Eukaryota, Metazoa, Chordata, Actinopteri, Pomacentridae. The coding region runs from base 207 to 4757 and encodes 1516 amino acids. The transcript has 31 exons. Gene Ontology annotation, biological process: regulation of small GTPase mediated signal transduction; activation of GTPase activity.